This is a messenger RNA of Radiomyces spectabilis, 513 nucleotides long. RefSeq lists its product as uncharacterized. The transcript has a single exon. Bases 1 to 513 code for a protein of 170 amino acids. Lineage: Eukaryota; Fungi; Mucoromycota; Mucoromycetes; Mucorales; Radiomycetaceae. The record is from RefSeq and is a predicted model, not a curated record.
AUGCCCAUUUUCCUUUGCCGUUGUGGCCACCGCUUUGGUCAUAUAGAUAUGCAAUUUUUGAUCGAACAACAUCUCGGUCAAGCUGCCUCUGCCUCCCAAACCAUGGACUCCCAAAUGGGCGAUGCUCAACAGGAAAUUCCCUCCAUUCCCACCACCACGGUUACACCUGCUGCCGCUAGUGCAACCGCGACCACCAAGCCAUCCUCUGCUCUCCACUUCGAACACCACGAAGCACUCCCUGAGUUCAUGACCGCCAUCAUGGCUGAACUCAACCAACUCCGCGGCCGCAUGGAUCAGUACGACGAACUGAUCGUGGAAAACCAACGGUUGAAAAAAUCAUUGGCCGAUGCUGAGGCCAAAAUUGCCCAGCUGGAAACUCAGCACCCGUCUUCUACCUCGUCUGGUGCCAUGGCAUCCAAGUACAGUAUGCCCAUGACAAUUUCCCGUCCAUCACCACCACCGCUCCCUCCACCAUUGUGGAAACUUGGGCCCAGCGUGUUAAGCGCACCAUAA